Messenger RNA from Micropterus salmoides (largemouth bass), 3690 nucleotides. RefSeq names its product von Willebrand factor A domain-containing protein 5A-like. The record is from RefSeq and is a predicted model, not a curated record. NCBI's taxonomy places the organism in Eukaryota, Metazoa, Chordata, Actinopteri, Centrarchiformes, Centrarchidae.
AACAAAAUAUAAACACUUCCUGAUGUGUUGACUACUUGACGCUUCUUUUAAAAUGAACUGUUAAUUAGUUUAGUAAACUUCACAAUGCAAUAGUCUGGGAUCAGUUAAUUUGCUGUAGUUGGAGUUGUUUGCUGGAGUUGAUUUCCAUUUCCAUUACAAAUUAGAAACCGAAGCAGUGCAACAAGCAACACCCACCCAAUGUCUAGUAUGAAUCAAGCGCCCGAGGGUGGGAGCACAGAGGGAGCACUUUCUGUUGAGUCAUUGAGGAUAUCUGUCCGCAUCUGCUUGGACCGUUUCUGUUGACUCCAUAUCUGCACGAGGAAACAUCUAUAAACUGCACCGGAUACAUAAAUCCUUCUCUUCAAAGGUACAAAAAUGAUCUGCUCUGGUCUGCUCACUGCCAGGAAGGAACCAGUUCCUCUGAAGAGUGUGGAGGUGGAGGUGGAGGUGAGGGACCAUGUGGCUACAGUGGUCUCCACUCUGAACUAUGAGAACAAGGAGGACAAACCACUGGAGGCUGUUUUUGUCUUCCCUCUGCCUGGAGAUGCUGCUGUCUGUCAUUUCAGCGCUAAGAUCGGACAGACACAGAUUGUAGCUGAGGUGAAGGAGAAGCAGGAGGCUCGGGAGGAGUAUGAUGACGCUUUGAGCUCAGGUCAGCAGGCUUUCCUAUUGGAGGAGAGUGAUCAGAGUCCAGAUGUAUUCUCUCUGAGUGUGGGCAGUCUGCCUCCAGGAGAGAGCGCCUCCAUCAGGCUGGAGUACGUCACUGAGCUGGCUGUGCAGGCUGAUGACGGGCUGCGGUUUUGCCUGCCUGCUGUGCUCAACCCUCGCUACCAACCUCAGGCAUGCGGAAGUAGUGACGGUGCCAGUGUCCAGGUGACUGCUGUUCCAGCCUCUCUGGUGCCCUACAGUCUGUCCUUCUCUGCCCGAGUGUCCUCUCCUCGUCCAGUCUCUAAAGUAGAGUCCAACUGUUCCCUGGACCCUCUGCAGUACCUCAACACAGAGCAAACGCAGGCCACGGUGAAGUUGGCUGCAGGACACAAGUUUGACAGAGAUGUUGAGCUGCUGAUUUAUUACAAAGAUGCCCACCAGCCCACUGCUGUGGUGGAGGCAGGACAGGCCUCUGCCAAGCCUGGCACUCUGAUGGGUGAUCCAGUGGUGAUGCUGAGCCUGUACCCUGAGUUCCCCCAGGCUGUGAUGUCUUCAGUCGCCUCAUGUGGAGAGUUUGUGUUCUUAUUGGAUCGAUCUGGAAGUAUGGAUUGUCCUAUGAACAACAGCAGUAGUGAUCAGACUCGCAUUGGCAGUGCCAGGGAUACUCUGCUGCUCCUUUUGAAAAGCUUACCAAUGGGCUGCUAUUUCAACAUCUACAGCUUCGGGUCCAGCUAUGAACACAUCUUCCCUAAGAGUGUGGAGUACAGCCAGAAGACCAUGGAAGAGGCUCUGAAGAAAGUUGAGGAGAUGGGCGCUGAUCUGGGAGGAACAGAGAUCCUGAGGCCCCUCGAACACAUUUACAGUCAGCCCUGCAUACUCAAUCAUCCUAGACAGCUAUUUGUCUUCACUGAUGGAGAGGUGUGGAACACCAAAGACAUUAUGAAUCUGGUGAAGAAGAAUUCAGGUUCCCACAGGUGUUUCUCUUUUGGGAUUGGGGAAGGGGCCAGCUCUGCUCUUAUCAAUGGGUUGGCCAAGGAAGGAGGAGGUCACGCUCAGUUCAUCACAGGGACUGACAGGAUGCAACACAUAGUGAUGCAGUCGCUGCGAUUUGCUCUGCAGCCAGCUGUGGUGGACAUCUCAGUCACGUGGGAUUUGCCAAAGGGAGUGUCUGCCACUGUCCUCUCUCCACCAAUCACAGCACUUUUCCAGGGUCAGAGGUCACUGAUUUAUGCCCAGCUCACCGGACAGAGUUCAGAGGCAGGAGAGGGCUGUGUGACGGUGAAGUACAGCCUGGCAGGUCAUCCCUCUCAGAACCAGCUCCACUUCAGUCUCAGACCUGCAGAGGACUUUGGAUUAACGGUCCACAGGUUGGCUGGGACUCUGAUUCGCUCCCUGGAGGUGGAGGAGAGAGGCCGCAGAGGACAGCAAGAUGGAGGAGUGAAGGAGAAGGUGGUGGAGCUCAGUGUCCAAUCAGGAGUGAGCAGUUCCUUCACUGCCUUCAUUGCUGUCAACAAAGGCGACGGCGAGGCGAUUCAAGGACCUCUGGUGCGCAGAAACGUUCCAACACCCAGCCCAAUGAUGAUGGCCUAUAGCAUGGCAGCAUUUCCUCAGCCAGCUGCCUGUCGUGGUCAAGCUCCACAGGCCUGUACGCGGCGGCGGCGUUCCAGGCCCCGUGCUCAUCAAUACAACAUGUAUGAAGCCUACUCGCCCAAACAGCCGCCCAGAGACCCUUUGCUGCAGUUGGUCUCCCUCCAGAAGGCGUCUGGCAGCUGGGUGCUGGAUCCAGCUCUGGCUGCUGCACUGGGAAAGACCAGCGAGGAGGUGGAGAACCCUAAACCUGCAUCGGUGAACCAGGAAGUGUGGGCCACCAUUCUGGCUCUGAUCUGGCUUCAUGGUUUCAAGAUGGAUGCUCAGGAAGAGUGGGAGCUUCUGGCUAUGAAGGCUGUGUCAUGGCUCCGUGCUCAGAAUGCACCAUGUGUGACAGAGUGUGUGGAAGCUGGAAAUGCUCUGCUGGGUUGCAACGUGCAGAAAGACGCCCUGGGGCUCUGAGGUUUUCAUUAAAGUGGCUUCUCCUUCAGGACUGGUACACAGAAGCAGAUCUAUUCCACAAACUUUAUCAUUUUUGCACUGUUCACAUUUAGUUAUGCAGCUGUUUGUUAAGCCCUUGCAUAUUAACUGAUGUAGUAAAAUAUCAGUUGACUAAUUUGCAAGAUACUACAUCCAACCAGGUUCCGACAUGUGACAAAGAGUUGUUCUUUUGCCUUAAAUCUUAAUUGUACAUGAAUCAGUUUUACUUGUGAAAAUAAAAGUCUGAAGAAUGUGUGAAUGAAGAAAUACAAGCCCUUUAGCAUCAAUGUGAGGGGACACAUAUUUAAGGCUGACAAAGUAUUUUGGAUGCUGCAAAAUAUGUAAUUAUAAAUGUGCUUUUGAUUAUGCCUGUUUAAUUCUGUGCUAUGAAGGUGACAGAAGAUGUGUUCAGGUAUAUCAAUCACUGUAGUAUACAGAAUUGCUAUAACAGACAAGCCUAAAAACUUAUAAAGUGAAGUAAGGUAGUGUUUAAGAGUUCACAUUGACCUGAACAUACUUUUAUAUUUUUUUAAAUAACUUCACAUCGCUUGUAUUUCUACAGUAACUGUCAAAAUAGCAAGACACAAUUUGUCAAUCCUCAAUUUUAUGAAUAUGUCACCUGCAGUAUUCACCUUGAACUUUAACAUCACCGCUUGUUACAUGUGACAAUCUUUCCCACUAUUUGGGCAGCCUAAUGAAGGUAUUGUAAUAGAAAACUAAAAUAGUCAACUGUGUGAAUCAAGUCCUUUUAUUUGUGCGUACAAAGAGAAGAACCUGAAUGGCGUUUCCUCCUGACAUUCGACAUCUCUCUGCCUUUAUUGCUCUCAAGUGGCAAAGAAACAAACGCAUGUGACCUCAUGCAAAUUCUGAUUCAAUUCUGGCAUUUAGUCCUAGAAACGUCUCAAGCUCACAGCCAUGUUAAAGUAUUGUUUCAAGUCUGGUAUUUAACAUACAAUCCUAAGCACAUGCUGAAAA